Varanus komodoensis (Komodo dragon) is the source of this 1895-nucleotide messenger RNA. RefSeq names its product coiled-coil domain containing 90B (gene CCDC90B). The record is from RefSeq and is a predicted model, not a curated record. Lineage: Eukaryota; Metazoa; Chordata; Lepidosauria; Squamata; Varanidae. Gene Ontology annotation, cellular component: mitochondrion. Bases 48 to 791 code for a protein of 247 amino acids. The transcript has 9 exons.
UCUGUGCUUGUUCCUCCGGCUCGAGCACGGAGACUGGGCGGGUGCAGAUGCAGAUGCCGAGGAUUCGCGGGAUCGGAGCGGGGCUCCUGGCCCGGGGAAGCCGCGGAGGGCUGCAGUCGCUGCGAGGUGUUGCUGCCUCCAACCCGGCCAAGUCCUACGAUGUGCGGAGAGUCGAAAUCACCCCGCUGGAGCAGAGAAAGCUCACCUUCGACACCCACAGUCUGGUGCGAGAUCUUGAAGCUCGUGGUUUCGGGAAGGAACAGGCUGAAAGCCUCGUGUCCGCGCUGUCCUCUUUGUCGACUUUCAGCCUGGAGACCAUCUACAAGGACAUGGUGACCCAAACUCAGCAGGAAAUAACUUUGCAGCAGAUCAUGGCUCAUCUGGACUCCAUUCGGAAAGAUAUGGUCAUUCUUGAGAAGAGCGAAUUUGCCAACCUGCGAGCGGAGAACGAGAAAAUGAAAAUCGAACUGGAGCAAGUCAAGCAGCAGCUGAUGAAUGAAACUAGCCAGAUCCGAGCGGAAAACAAGCUGGACAUCAACUUGGAGAGAAGCCGCGUGACAGACAUGUUCACAGACCAGGAGAAGAAACUCAUGGAAGCCACGACAGAGUUUCAUCAAAAAGACUCUGGCACUAACAGUGCGGUUACAGAAGUCAGCAAUAAAAUCGAUACUGAAAUCGCUGCUCUGAAAACACUUAUGGAAUCGAAUAAGCUGGACACCAUCCGUUAUUUAGCAGCCUCGGUGUUCACGUGCCUUGCCAUCGCCCUGGGGUUCUAUCGAUUCUGGAAAUAAGAGCCAGCCUUUGGGAACGAGGAGGACACGAGGAGCCCUUCUGGAUUCGACCUGCCGCAUGUCUCAGGGAACGCCCUCCGGCAGCUGCCUCUGAGUCUCCGUGCUGGCAUUGAUUGAUCUCCACCACAGAGCCGCUGGAGGAGGUGGCCUGCGGCUCCCGUGCUCUGAGGCUCGGGCAGAGCUCCCGUGCGCCAGAGGCUGAACGUUCCACAGAUUGGACAAAGCAGCAAGGACACACUUCCACUCGAGAGCCAACAUCCUGGGGCCGUUCUCAGAACUGGACAAAUGCAUCGGGGUUUGUCCGAAUCUUUUUCCUCCAAAGCAUCUCCACUCCUGCACUGCUCAGCUGGGGGCAUCCGCCACAGCUACCCUGCGGUGCCUCUGCCCGCCAAGUGGCUUGUGGUUUGCCAGCAGUGUCGAUGGCUGGAGGAGAAAGCGCUCUGAUAACCCACAGACGAGCGAGCCUUUGGCCCUCCAAAUACGGCUGGGGUCCAUCUGCCAUCUGCUCCUGCCAGCAUGAUGGGAACUGUAGUCCUGCCUGAUCUGGAUGGCCACAGACUCCCCACCCCUGCAAAAAACAAAAACAAAAAAAAAUCCGAUUUGUGUGCGCGGUAAUUUGCCAAAGAGGCCCACACUAUAAUGAAUAGUGGAUUGUUCCAUCUCUUUCCCAUCAGAUGGCAAAAACCGAAUAUGCCACUCAAGGCGUCAUCCUAACUGAAUGUAUUGCAAAUGUUUUCAUGCGGAGUCUUGACAUACCUUUUUUACUGAACCACCCGCACUGACCGACAGGAGUUCUGCAGCAUCUCAGGCCGGGUCUUUCCCAGCCCUGCUUCCUGCCGUUGGAAGAUUCUGGGAUCUGAUUCCAAGCUGCUGCUGCAGGCAGAGGACUCGCUCUUCUCCAGAGCUAUGCGCUUCUCUGUUUUUUUAUGUAAAACCGCUGCCUUAUGUUUUUAUGUCUGAGCUUCAGAAGCUGGUGCAGCUAUGGAGGCUUUUCUUCAGAUUCGUAUUUCACCUGUUUACAUCUUGCUUUCCAUUUAUCAGAUCACUGGAUGUUGCAUUGAAUGCACUAAAAAAGCAUUAAAAUGACAGGAUUGAAACAACAAA